Sporothrix brasiliensis 5110 is the source of this 1173-nucleotide messenger RNA. RefSeq lists its product as uncharacterized. The transcript has a single exon. Lineage: Eukaryota; Fungi; Ascomycota; Sordariomycetes; Ophiostomatales; Ophiostomataceae. The record is from RefSeq and is a predicted model, not a curated record. Bases 1 to 1173 code for a protein of 390 amino acids.
AUGCUCAGAGGACUGGCCAGAUGGGGGGCCCAGGAGAUAUCGGGAAACCCUGCCCUGGACGAGCGGUACCCGAUGAUUCUAAUUAACGGACUACCUUUUGUCGGCAAGUCGACCGUCGCCCGAGAGCUGGCAUAUCUUCUGGACGAUGGUAACCGACCUGGUCUCGUCACGACACUGCGAGAAGCGGCGUUCAACUUUUUUGGGGACCCAUCUCCCCGGCCCUCCAAAGACCGAGCCAGCGCGAGCGCCCACAAGCGUGACAAGCACCACCGACCCAUCGAGGUCUUCGCGGACGGUCGUGCCAUCGUCAUCGAUGUCGAGCACCUGAGCUUGCUUCUUCAUGCUGAAAAUGGGGAGCAUGGGCAGCAACCUGGCGGUGGACAUACCAGUCAAUCAAGCAAGCCAGAUGCGCAAACGGCGAGUUCCGUGGCCAGAUAUUGCUCGUCGCUCUCCACACUGACGCGCAAGAAGCCCAGCAGCGAAGCUGCAGACCGCCUUGACCGCGGCCGCCGUUCGGCUCUGGAAGAGGGCUUGCUCCACGAGAAGCGCAGCGCGAGCGCGGUCAUUUUCACAGAGUACCUCCCAAAGUACAAUGGCGAGAGCGGAGAAUUUGCGGCAAAAAGCUACCGGACGGCAGCGGACGUGUUUGACCGGCGACUCAUCCCCGUCUACCUAACAUGCAGUGAAGCGGAGCACCAGCGACGGUUCGAGUGCCGGCAGCGGGAGGAGCACCAAUACGUCCAAGCAGCUCGGGCCCGCGGUGUGGCGUUUUCCGAGAACCAGAUCGCAGCCAUGGCGCCCGCGGGACUUCAGCAGGCUGCCCAUGCCCUGAAGAAGCUGCACUGCGGCGAGGAGGACGUGUACUAUUUUUCGAAACCGGCCCACUUUGUGAACCAACAGUUCCAGCUCGGCCCGCCUCCGGUCUUUGGCGAGCCCACUGCGCCUGAGGCAUACCAGGGCGUCCGCAUCGACUCAACGGGGCUGACAGCCCUGGAGACGGCCAUGGUGAUCCGCGAUUUCAUCCACGAUGUGCAGCGUGGCGAGCCGGUGACCACGAAGCUGCUAUGGCCGCCCACGCAGAAGGAGCGUGAAAGGAAAUACCUCGAGGAGCUCGAGUCGUGGGUGGUGGUGUCCAGAAACGAAGAGACAAACAGAGGAGUCGAGGCGUCCUAG